CUCUCCCCCACCAUCCUCUCCUCCCCAUCUCUCUCUCUCCCCUCCUUCUCCACCCUAUCUCCCCCCUCCAGGCCAGGAGUGUUUCAACUCUCGCUCCCUGGCCCUCCAGGCACAGAAGAAAAUCCUAUCCAAGAUGGCGACCGUGGCGGUGGCCAACCUCCUGACGGACGACGUCAGCAGUGAGAUCCUGGACGAGCUGUACAAGGUCAGCCGGGAGUUCACCAAGAGUAAGAAGGAGGCCCACAAGAUCGUCAAAGACGUCAUCAAGAUCGCGCUGAAGAUCGGUAUCCUGUACCGCAACCACCAGUUCAGCCCAGACGAACUGGACACGGUCGAGCGCUUCAAGAAAAAGAUGAACCAGGCAGCCAUGACGGCGGUCAGCUUCUACGAGGUGGACUACACGUUCGACCACCGCAUUCUGUCAGAGUUGCUGCUGGAAUGCCGGGAUCUUCUGCAUGCGCUGGUGGAGCAGCACCUGACCCUGCGGUCGCACACUCGCAUCGACCACGUGUUCAACCACUUUGCCCACGGGGAGUUCCUGGCCGAGCUGUACGGAGACGGAGAGGAUUACAGACUGUACCUGAGGAAGAUCUGCAACGGGAUCAACAAACUGCUGGACGAGGGAACGCUUUAACCUCUGACCCCUGAUCUCUCACCUCUCACCUGACAUUUGAACCUGCUCCUCCCUUCCUAUUACUCAAUCUCCAUGGUUGCGGCUCAAUAAUCCCCCCUUUCUCCUGAAGUGUGCACUUGUUCACCUACCUUCAUGGAUUUGAAAGGAAAUUAUUGGUAUAUGGAACCUCCUUGUAGCCCAUGCCUACACUAAUCCAAUAUUUUUACAUUUGUGGGGAGUAGCAGAUGAGUGCACACUUCAGGAAGAAGGAGAGAUUAUUGGGACACACUCCUCCUCUUCCUCCGGUCUCUCCACGGAUCUGCUUUCCCUCCUGUCAUUCCUUCUCUUUUUAAAAACCCUGAUCUGUUCUAUCUUUAACCUUCUUUUUCCUCCUGUUCUCCCACUUCCUCCUCUCUUUUCUCUCCUCUU
Messenger RNA from Oncorhynchus tshawytscha (Chinook salmon), 1042 nucleotides. RefSeq names its product tumor necrosis factor alpha-induced protein 8-like protein 3. The record is from RefSeq and is a predicted model, not a curated record. Lineage: Eukaryota; Metazoa; Chordata; Actinopteri; Salmoniformes; Salmonidae. Gene Ontology annotation, cellular component: cytoplasm. The transcript has a single exon. Gene Ontology annotation, biological process: regulation of apoptotic process. The coding region runs from base 134 to 634 and encodes 166 amino acids.